Lipotes vexillifer (Yangtze River dolphin) is the source of this 879-nucleotide messenger RNA. NCBI's taxonomy places the organism in Eukaryota, Metazoa, Chordata, Mammalia, Artiodactyla, Lipotidae. The record is from RefSeq and is a predicted model, not a curated record.
AUGGCCCUGGUGUCCUCCCUGGCACAGCUCCAAGCAGAGGUCAGCUGCCCCAUCUGCCUGGAUUACCUGAGAGGUGAAGUGACCACUGAGAGUGGACACAACUUCUGUCACUCCCACAUCCAGCAGUGCUUGGAGGAUCUCCAAGACAUCUUCCCCUGUCCUGUCUGCCUCCAGCCCUGCCCCGACAAGAGCUUUAGGAUGAACAGCCAGUCAUGUCUCAUGAUUGAUGUUGUGAAGAAUCUUCCCAGCACAGGGGACAUGAGGAAAUGGCAGAAAGAGAAACCUCUGUGUGAGAAGCACAAGCAGGUUCUGAGCCUGUUCUGUGAGAAGGACCUGGAGCUGCUGUGUCCCCAGAGGAAGCUCAAAAGCUACAUUCAGCCCCUGAAAAAGCAGCUGGAAGAUGCUGAAAAGGUGUUAGAAAUGCAAGUCUCAGAAUCAUUUGAGUUGGUGUGGAAGGUGGAGAAUCAAAGGAGCGAAUUGCACUCCAAAGUUGAACACUUUAAGCGUUUCUGGGGGAUGGAACAUGAUGAAAUUCAUGUUAAGUUACUCAAUGAAGAGAAUGAUGUUGAAACUGUUCACCACAGUCUCAUCAUUUCACAAGACAGGAAAAUUGCAACUUUUCAAAGGAUGGAACCACACUGUGUUCAUAAUCCUGAGGCAUUUACUUCUCACCCAUCCCCAGUUCUGAGGGAUUUGAUGCUGGCAGGCUAUGAGCUGGGUCGGAGUGUGGCCCUCAAUAAACAAAUCCUGUGCCUGUUCCACCUGCAGUCUGGCCAAGGGCUUUCAGCCAUGAUCCAGGGGACAGCAAAUGCCUGGUGGUUCCAGGUGUGGGACUACGAAGAGGGAGGCGGCGGAGGUCAUGCUGGAUCCGUGCUGUGA